AUGGCGGACGAGAGCGCCCCCGCUUAUUGCAGGGAGCGCCCUGAAUGGGUCAACGAGCUUCUCGAUUUCAUCAAGCCCAUGAAGGUCAAUUUUCAUCAGCCGCUCGGCCCCGAUAUGAAGAUCAAGGUGAACAUGCUGAUCAGUAAGAGUAAGAAGCACGACCGCAGCGACUUCACAGCCGAAGUCCCCAUGUCGUUCAUUAACUUUGAGGCAACUGCAAUACCUGGCGUGUGGCCAUUGCAGGGGGCUGUGGCUCGUACGAAGGAGUUCUUCAUGCAGACCACGGACAACGGGGAAGCGCCUCCAUUCCCGCCCCCCGGGGUGAUCAUGGAGAUGGCCAUGUAUCGGGCACCGCUCGAGGAGUCGGACAUGGGUACCUUCCAGAGGCUCAACCUCGACCGGUACUUGUUCGCUUGGAUAUCUGCGUUUCGGGACGCAGCUAAUGCAGCAGGUGUCACCGACAUUUUGACUGCCCCGGCCGUUGAGAGCUGGCGCAGGGUCUUCAACAACGUCCACAUGCAUUUCGCGUUGCUGCGCGGCGACAGCACCGACGCGCAGGCGGACCGCAAGCUCGUCGUGGCCUACCAGCUGAACGAGAACGACGAGAAGGCCGCGGAAGACAUCGGGCACAGUGUCUUGCAGCGUGGCCGGGAACUUGAAGUGGCGGACAUGCUCCGCACCAUCAAAUGGGCCAACUCGGAGACCACGAUGGGCGUCAAGAACAUCCGCUUGCACUUGCGCGUUCUGCGUAGGUUGAGCAUGGCCGUGGCGGACCCGGGCAGACCCGCUCACAUGGAGAGCGCAUUGUGGUGGUUCGAGCGCAACGAGGAGAUCUUCGGGAGACGGAAUCCGGCUGUUUCCAUCCAGGAGUCACCGAAAUAUUUGGACGCGUUCUGUGCCGCGCUGCCCGAUCCCAAUUUCCUGCGCGACGCUGCUGAAAACUUGCACAUCGCUCUCCUCCGCGGGCAUUCGCUCCGGGGGGGCAGGUACGUGGCUGAACACGCCCGCGCGCUGGCCUGCAUGAACAAGAUCCCAGCGGCCAUUUUCGCGCGGUUCCCGGCAUGCGAAUCCUUGCUCUCGGCGUUCAAGACGUUCAAGGCAUUCCAUGCGGCCCACCCUGUCGGCCGCAAGCUGGACGGGACGGCGGUGGACGAGAUCGCGGAGCUGCCCAUCCACGCGCAGGAGUCGGUCGAGAAGAUCGUCCAGGAGAUCUUCUGGCCCGUUUUCGAUGGCAAGCGGUACCAGAAUUUGAUGGUCCUGAGCAGCGCGACGUCGCCGCUGCAGGUCGGCUUCAUCAAGGAACUCCUCGCCGAUGUCGAUGCGGCCUACGCCGCGGAGCGACCGGCGCUCACGGGCAAGGUGGGGGGCGGGAGCGGCGGCCAUGGGCCCGACGACCCCGAGGGCGCCGAAGUCGUGGACGAGGCGCCCCUGUCCGAAGACGAGCUGGAGCACCUCCGUCAGCAGCGCAAGGCGCAGCUCAAGGAGGAGACGGGCAAGCUCGCCGAAGAGUUCCUCAGGAGAAACGUCGUCAAGCACCACUACGGGGAACCCCAGUUGCCAGAUAAGGUCAAAGCCCCUGGCUUCAUGCGCGACGGCGUCACCAAGCUCUUCUGGUGGAACUCUGGGCUCGACGCUACGAAGGACCCCCCUAAGUACAGCAGCCCCUACAGGAUGAAAGCGGGCGUCGAUGAUGCACACAUGAAGUUGGCAAUGUCGACCGCGUGCGAGGCUGCUGGCGACGACGACGCGAUCAUCAUGCUGAGCGGCAGGAACAGGUUCAUCCUCGAGAGCAUGAUGAAAGAGCUGCUCAGCUACAAGCCGAAACUGUUCCUGAACGAGCUGCACAUGGAGCCAGACGACGCUGAUGCCAUGAAAAAGCUGCGCGCCUCCAGGUCCCCGGCCGGCUCCGUCGACCUCCGCGAGAGUUACCUGCAGGCCCGCAAGAAGAAGAGGACGGCCAAGGGCGAGGACCGCCGUUUCGUGAAGGGCAACACUGCCUUCAGCACGACGCGCCCCAUCCCUAUGCUCGAGCUUGCGAACAUGACCAAAGUGCCGCCGCAUGAGAGGGAGAAGAUCUUCCGGGGAGUCCAAGCCGACGGCAAGUACGCCGGCAGGAAGACGGAGGCCGGGCUUCACGAGCCCAACGAGGCGGAGGAAGGCGACGACGCGGAGGAAGGCGAUGAUGCGGAGAUCGCGGAUGGCGAGGAGAUCGACGGCAAGGGCAACGUGGUGCUCUUCUACAUGGAGUUGCACCCGAACCUCUGCGCCGAGUUCUUGCGGGCCAGCGACGCUGGCGUCCUCAUCGAUUUCUCGCCCGGCGCAGCCAUGAUGAUCAAGACCGCGCUGCUCAUGGGCGCGAAGGCCCUGUUCGUGGCGCUGAACAAGGACCACAUGAACACGAUCAUGAACAUCUUGAUGGCUUUCGUUAAAGACCACAUAGAGGCUGGCACGCAGCGGUUCCUGGGGGCGGAGGGCGAGAAGCGCCUGAAGGACGCCAUGCCCGCAAAGCUUCGCCGCUGGGAAGAGAAGUCGGGGAAGAUCGCAGAGGACGCUGCCGCCGCCAAGAAGCGCGCGGCCGCUGCGGCGGGCUGGGAGACCCAGCUACAGGCCAUGGCAGACGGAGAGCCAGUGGCGAAGAGAGCAAAGACAGCGGCAAAGAGGGCAGCGGCGAAGAAGGAUGAGGCGCCAGGCAAGAAAGCCGAGGGCGCAGACACGACGCCGCAGGGCAAGAAACCAGAGGGCGCGGGCAGCACGCCGGCCUCAAAUGCUUCUCCAGCAGUGGGCAGCACGCCGGCCUCAGGGAGCAAGCCCGAAGUUGCUGCGCCCGUGGGCGAUUUGGCGUCCCUUCUCAAGAAGUUUGAUGGGAAGUAG
Messenger RNA from Prorocentrum cordatum, 2871 nucleotides. The record is from the annotation of a GenBank genome assembly. NCBI's taxonomy places the organism in Eukaryota, Dinophyceae, Prorocentrales, Prorocentraceae.